AUGACCUGCUGUUCCCCUUGCUGCCAGUCUACCUGCUGCAGGACCACCUGCUGUGGGUCCAGCUGCUGCCAGCCUUGCUGCCGCCCCUGCUGUGUGUCCACCUGCUGCCGCCCCUGCUGUGUGUCCAGCUGCUGCCGCCCCUGCUGUGGGUCCAGCUGCUGCCGCCCCUGCUGUGUGUCCAGCUGCUGCCAGCCUUGCUGCCGCCCCUGCUGUGGGUCCAGCUGCUGCCGCCCCUGCUGUGUGUCCAGCUGCUGCCAGCCUUGCUGCCGCCCCUGCUGUGUGUCCAGCUGCUGCCAGCCUUGCUGCCGCCCCUGCUGUGGGUCCAGCUGCUGCCAGCCUUGCUGCCGCCCAUGCUGUGUGUCCAGCUGCUGCCGCCCAUGCUGUGGGUCCAGCUGCUGCCAGCCUUGCUGCCGCCCCUGCUGUGUGUCCAGCUGCUGCCGCCCCUGCUGUGUGUCCAGCUGCUGCCGCCCCUGCUGUGUGUCCAGCUGCUGCCGCCCCUGCUGUGUGUCCAGCUGCUGCCGGCCCUGCUGUGGGUCCAGCUGCUGCCAGCCUUCCUGCUGCUGA
This is a messenger RNA of Eptesicus fuscus (big brown bat), 564 nucleotides long. Its product is annotated as keratin-associated protein 9-1-like. The record is from RefSeq and is a predicted model, not a curated record. Lineage: Eukaryota; Metazoa; Chordata; Mammalia; Chiroptera; Vespertilionidae. The transcript has a single exon. The coding region runs from base 1 to 564 and encodes 187 amino acids.